GGCCUCUCCGCCCGGAUGGGCUCCCCGGCAGGCGCGUCGGCCUCCGCGGCCGCCGCCGCCGCCGAAUCGGCGCAGUGGCUCUCGGUGAAGGAGGAGACCAUCUUCCUCCACGACGGGCUGAUCCGGGUCACGGACCUGGCCGAGCUGCCGAGCGAGAUCAUCGGCGUGGCCGAGCCCGGAGACACCGAGCUGGAGAUCUUGACGUUCGAGACCAAGAACCCGACGGAGCUCUCGGAGCGCCUGCGUUCGGUCUGUGGGAAUCAGAGCAACGCCUAUGCCCGCCUGCUGGAAUACCGCCUGAACGCCCUGCGUGGACUCUGGAACGCCCAGCGCCAGCUCGCCCUAGAGGAGCAGCAUGAGAGGGAAAGUUCGGGGGAGGACGACGCCCUGGCCCUGCUCAAGCGGCAGGGCCUCCUCCAGCAGUCAGAGCAGGCGCCGUUCACCUCGCGGAUGGGGCUGCUCCUGGUCUUCCCGCUCAUUGAAUCCCAGAGCAGGACAGACCCUUCCCUGUGCAACGUAACCGCGGAGGUGCUCUUGGCGUGCCUCCGUGACUGCCAGCCCCUGAGCUUGACCAAGGAACCUGCAGACUGUCUGAACGGCAUCGAGUCUCUGCUCUGCUCGUGGUUGGAGGAGACCUCCCCCUGCGGCCAGCAGAUUCCACGCAAGCAGAAGGAAAACGCAGCUGCUGCCCUGGUUGCCUUGGCUUGUGCGAGGGGUUCGCUCAAAACAUUUGUCCACACGGUCCAUCUCCUGCAAAAACAGACGGAUUUAGGAUCCCUGCCUGUGGCUGAUGUAUUGUACAGGCUGCUGCUUUUAGAAGGCGGACCCGGAUCACCCUCCUGUUUGCUAGGGGGCAAACACAUGGUAUCCUGGGGCUUUGAAGACAUGUUGCCGGCACCUGAUGCCAAUCCUGGCUCUAGCUCUGAAAAUAAAGAUGCAGACUUAGGACGCUGCCUUGCAGUAGAUGGACUUUACCUUUACACAACCAACUCAGUUGGCCGGGGAAUCAGCAAAUUAGGAUCCGGAUUACACGGUACUUUGCGAGGCUUCGUGUACUGCCGCAACGAGGAGCUGGAAUCGGGCUGGGUGGCCUUCGGCAGUGGCAGGCUUCUCCACAGGCCGGUCUCUUUUGACAAUAAACCUCACUCCCUUUUUCAAGUCGUCGAUCAGAACACUCUUCAGGUAUGCCAGCUUCUCCCAAUGCCCCCUGAGCACUUUCCCAUAGGCAGCACCAUGACCACGGUACAUCUUUCUUCGGAUGGAACCUACUUCUACUGGAUCUGGUCUCCCGCAAGCUUGAACGAAAAAACACCCAAGGGACACUCUGUCUUCAUGGACAUCUUUGAACUUAAAGUGGAGAAUGGCCUCUGCGUAGCCAGUCCCCUCCAGGAGCGCAUCAUCCUGAUGAGGAAAGAGGGGGACUCGGCCAAGAGCAUUAAUGAGAUGCUUCUGAGCAGGCUUUCGCGGUACAGAGCUUCCCCCUCAGCCACCUUGGCAGCACUGACUGGCUCCACAAUCUCCAACACGCUGAAAGAGGACCAGGCAGCUGCGAAUACUAGUUGUGGUCUGCCUCUCAAAAUGCUACGCAAGACUCCCAUAUAUACCUGUGGGACGUACCUGGUGAUGGUAGUCCCACCCCCGGGGGGCUCCGGCAGUUCUGCCACACGGUCCCUCUUUGGCGGAACCAGCGGCUUGUCGUCCUUGAAAAUCCUAGCUUCCAGUCUGGUGUACAAUAUAUCGGACGGGCAGUUUGCAAGCCGAGCAGACCUCAUUGAUGCUGCGGGGAGCUCACUUGGACGUGGCGCUCUUGUUCCUGGCCUAGGUGCGUGCUACGAUGCAAUGAACAACAUGAUCUGGACGUGCUCCAACGACUACAUUGAUCAGUGGUGCAGUCCUGGGAACCAGGCCUUCCAUUACAUCUGCCAGAGGCUAGGAGUCAGCCAUGUCAUUCUGGAGCCACGAGGAGAUGCCAUAACCACAAAUGAGGUUAUCAAUCAGCUCCUGCACCACGUGGGUGCCAUGUGCAUCCAUCAACUCAACCUGCUGGCAGCCAGUAACAAUGUGCCGAUCACAAAUUUUCUGGGCAAACAACACCCGAUUGAAGCCCAUCACCUCAGCAGCAUCUGUGACAUUAUGGAGAAAGCCAUGGUCAAUGGGGACACGUGCAUCAUACGCUGCAUCCUGGUGGUCUUCCAGGUGGUUUUUAAAUUUUUCUUCAGCCCCCAAACAGAGAAGAAUCGUGACAUUAUAAGGCGAUCAGGCCUCUUGCUUUGGCAGUUACUGAUGGCACCCGUGGACCAGAUCAGCCCUGAAAUUCAGAAGGAGGUCUGUCUGGCCAUCAGUUCUGGCCUAAGUAUCCUGUACCCUGGAGAAGCAGAAAUUAAUAACCUACUUAAACUGGUCUUAACUGAAGGAGACAGGAACAGCGGCCUGGCCCAGCUUCGAGAUGUGAUCCUGACCAGCAUGGCUGAACAGCUCCAGAACAACAGAUUUGGCAGUGAAGAGGAUGAGCACUGCAGACUAAAUGAUGAACUUUUGCACUACAUUCUCAAGAUUGUUGUCCGAGAAUCUUGUAUCUUAAUCACCAAGUGCCAAAUGGUCUCCCGAGAUGAAUUUCAAAGGCUUCUCUCAACCGUGCCUGCCGCCUCUGCCUGCCUGCAGUACCUCAUGGCCGUACAGAACCACCUUCUGAGUAAUACCGUUUUGAUUAAACCUGACGAAAACGAUGACAGUGACAGCUCCUUGCAGGGAGAGACCUUGAAGGUACAGGAGCUCAAGACCAGCAUCUUGGCUUUGGCUAUGCAGAUCCUGACGGGGUGCGAUGAAGUGCUAGAGAAGCUGCAGCAGGUCACCACCGCCCUGAUCAACAGUGAUGUGCCAGACAGGGAACAGAGGUUGAAAGGCCUGGAGCAGGUGACCAAAGCCACGGUGCUGGGCCACUUGCUUCCGGUGCUGCUGACCUCCCUGAUGCACCCGAACCUCCAGACGCUGAUGGUGGCCGAUCCUCUCAUGCCCCAGCUGGUGCAGCUGGUCCUCUACACAAGCCAGACAGCCUUGUUGCUGAAAACCCAGUCCCCGGUUUUUUCUGAUGCGAGUUGUUCUCCUGGAGGAGCAUCUGAACCACGGAGCAAAGCCUUCCCCGAUGAGAGGAUGCUAGAAGAAAAAGAAGAACCUGGCUUUCUUACCGGUUUGAAAAUCCCAGCUCCUUGGGCUGCUGGCAAGACAGUAGAGACCGUUCAUCCGGUCAGGGACAACUACAAAUUUAAGGAGACUGUGCAUAUUCCAGGAGCCCGUUGCUUGUACCUGAGGUUCGACAGCCGGUGCUCUUCCCAGUACGAUUAUGACAAGCUGGUGAUCUACGCAGGACCCAACACCAACAGUCGGAAGGUUGCUGAAUACGGAGGCAACACUUUAGGAUAUGGCAGCCGCAGCGUCUUGGGGACCGGGUGGCCUAAAGAUUUAGUAAAGGUGGAAGGGGACACCGUCACGUUCUCGUUUGAGAUGCGGAGUGGCCGAGAACACAACACCCCAGACAAAGCCAUGUGGGGCUUUGCCUGCACUGUCCGAGCGCAGGAAUCUUCUGAGGAUGUGUCUGGAGGGUUGCCCUUCCUGGUGGACCUGGCCUUGGGCUUGUCUGUUCUGGCUUGCUCCAUGCUGAGGAUCCUGUACAACGGGCCGGAAAUAACCAAAGAGGAGGAAACGUGUCAAGAACUUCUGCGGUCCAAACUUCUGCAGCGAUGCCAGUGGCAAGUGGAAGCCAAUGGCGUAAUCUCUCCCGCUCUCACCCCAAGCCCUUCCCCGCUGCCUCUUACGAUCGACGAAGACCAAGAGUUCACUUACCCGUCGGAUGUUCUCGUCCCACCCGUCGGUCACUAUUUUGACCUGCCCCGAAUAAGGCUUCCUCCUGGAAUUAUGAUCAAGCUCAGGGAAAUAUCCGGCCGUGCCCGUCCUCAGUUUAGACCUAGUAUCAGAGAGGUGAUCCAGCCAGACGUAAUGGAAGAGAUGGUGGUUUCGUGUGUGAUCAAGCACUUGAAUCUAGUCGAUGCGCUCCAGUCUCUCAUAAACUUCCAGUACCAGGAGGAGCAUGCUGAGGAAUAUGACUUACUGUGCAAAAUUAUGGGAGAAACCUUCAAGAAACUGAAUGCCAUGGAAAGACAACUGCAGAGUGUUGCUGAACUAGAACAGAAAUGGCAAAGUGAGGUGGAAGAUGCCAUGCAUGGAAAACUGGAAAAUAAUGUCCCCUUCUUUUACGAUUAUCACUUCAAUGAGAGCAAAAUGAAAGAAUUGGAACUUCUGUGCUCGAUGAAGGAGAUUUCUUUUGAUGGCGGUGAUCUCGAGAAUAUGGUCCUUUCACUGAGGGAGAAAUUCUUCCAGGAGGUGAACUCACUGAUCCAGAAGCCUUUGCAUCCCAUGGCUAAGACCAAGAUACUGGUCAAGAGCUUGAUGAACCGAGCGGAGCUGCUGCUGCACGUCACCAUUGCUGCCCAGUCAGGACUCACCAGGAGCAUCUCUGGCACACCGGCAGAGACGCCAGCUUGCAAGUCAGCCUCGGAAACAAAGGUGAUAUCCCAUGCCGUUCGCCAGCCUGUUUUUCUCCGCAGCAUGUCAGCACCAUCGGAUCUGGAGAUGAUUGCAAACGAAGAUCUGGAGUUCACCAGGUCAAGCCAGAGGCGGCGCCAUGUUCCUAGCCACAGAAGCAGCUCCUUUACUCUCCUGCAGUCCCUGGCCAUCGAGGACAGCCGAGACAAGCCCACCUACAGUGUCUUGCUGGGGCAGCUGUUUGCCUUCAUUGGAACCAAUCCUGAGCAAGCAGUGUCCAGCAGCAGCUUCCUGUUGGCUGCUCAGACGCGAUGGCGCCGCGGAAACACCCGGAAGCAGGCGUUGGUGCACAUGAGGGAGCUGCUGACGGCGGCUGUCCGUGUGGGCGGAGUGACGCACCUGGUGGGCCCGGUCACGAUGGUGCUCCAGGGGGGCCCACGAAUUGAAGAGCUCACCUGCGGUGGGAUGGUGGAGCAAGUGCAAGAAGCAUUUGGGGAGACCAUGACCUCGGUGGUGGCCCUCUGUGCGCGCUACCCCAUUGCUUGCGCCAACAGCAUCGGCCUGCUGUGCACCAUUCCGUACACCAGGAGCGAGGAGAAGUGCCUGGUGCGGAGUGGCCUGGUGCAGCUGAUGGACCGGCUGUGCAGCUUAAGCAGCCAGACCGAGCCCAGCUCCAGUGAGAAGCAGACCAAGAAGCAGAAGGUGGCCAUCAUGGCUUGGGCUGCCUUUCAAGUGCUCGCCAAUCGUUGCGUCGAGUGGGAAAAAGAGGAAGGGGGAUCCCCAGAGGCAGUGCACUCGGGCCUCGCUCGCCAGGUUUCUAGCCUCUUGACCAAUCACCUGGCCCGUGCCACCGAGUGCUGCGGCAACCAGGCGGCUGGGAACGACGCCCUGCAGGAUGUCCUUAGUCUGCUGAAUGAUCUUUCCAGGAGCCAUAUCGGCAAAGCCAUCCUCAGCCAGCCAGCCUGUGUGUCCAAGCUCCUCUCCCUGCUGCUGGACCAGCGGCCCUCUCCAAAGCUGGUCCUCAUUAUCCUGCAGCUCUGCCGCGCCGCUCUUCCCCUCAUGAGUGUGGAGGACUGUGGGAAUGUGGAGCUGCCCCCUUGGAGCUACUCGGUGCCUUCCCUGAACAGCGAACAAGAUGAUCCCAGCGACCCAGCCUCCAAAAUCGCCUCCCUGCUCUUGGCCAAGUUGGCGGACUACGUUGUUCCAGGAUGCCAGACUGUUCUUUCCCCGAGUGCUUCAGAGCCAGACACCUCACUAACGAAAGCUAACCCCAAAAGUUCCCUUAAAGGAGACAAAGAUCCCGGAGAAGAGAGUGAGGCUGUGGAUGGCAAACUUUCCAUAUUUAUCCACAAGCGGGAAGAUCAGUCAUCUCACGAGGUCCUUCAGCCGCUGUUAAGCAGUUCAGAAGGCCGGCCGUUUCGCCUUGGAACGGGUGCUAACAUGGAGAAGGUGGUGAAGAUGGACCGGGACAUGACUAAAAGCGGCUGCUGCGAAGUGAUUACGGAGGAGGCGGCGGCGGCUUUGCGGAAGGCCACCAAAUGGGCGCAGUCCGGGCUGAUUGUGAGCGUGGGGCCGCCGGUAGAGACAGCCAGUCCUGAAAACACCGGUGGCCUCUCAACUGGGGACAAAAAGAAAACAGCACAGACCUCCAUCUGCAGGGAGCGGAAUUCAGAGCUGGCCAGAACUGAUCCUGUGCGGCCCUUCAUCAGCGGGCAUGUGGCCAACAGCAUGGCAGCCGAGGUGAUAGCUCUGCUUCACAGCCUGCUCAUGGCACCUGAGUCUAAUGCAGCUCAGAUAUGGACAACCACAGCUGAAAAAGUCUUGUCUCGUGCGCUGAUGUAUAUUCCCCAGCUGGGAAAAUACGCUGAGAGUAUCUUAGAGAACGGCAGCAGCAAUGGGAGGAAACUUGCCAAGCUUCAGAGGAUUGCCCGCCAAGCCGUAGCUGCCCUGUGUGCCCUGGGCGGCUUCAAGGAGACGAUCAAAAUUGGCUCUGAAGUUCAGGUGUUGGGCAGGGGAAUAGCCAGAAGUGUUGGAGUGGUGGCAUCUAUUAAUGAACAAGAAGGCAUAGCAACGGUCAAAUUUCCACCCAUGAAUAUAGACUGUAGAAAGUCCUCCCAGGCCUCAGACAUUUUAACUAUUCCGUUAUCGAGGCUCUGUGUUCCGAGAUCAGAGGCAUUGCCUCUGCAGAAACUGUCCAUUACUGAGAAGGUGGUACAAGCAGUCCAGUCCAUGCUGCUUCCUCAGGAGGGGAGCCUCUCCAUCCAUACCUCGCUUCCUGCAACAGGAGACGGCUCGACUCCAGUUAUGGCGGUGGUCCGACUCCUGGCUGAAAUCCGAACCAGAGCAUGUCUGGUGAUGGCGCAGCUACUGGAGGACAGCUCCUUCUGUGAAGAAUUCAUCCAGCAGUGUCCAGCUGCUGUGGAAGUCCUCAACCUUGUGGCCCAGGAAUGCAGCCCUGGGGAGCGGCUCCUUAUUGUUGAAGUGCAGUGUGAAAGGUUACGGAUGCUGUACCGUGACAGUGCUCGUCCACCACCACCGCCCCUUCAGGCAGACCGAAGACAGCCUAAAGAAAUCACCUGGAGCCCUUCAAGGGUCUUUCCCCCUGUGCGAGCCUGCAUGUUCUCCUCCCAUCUCACCGCUGUGACGUUCCUGGCGGAUCCCAGCGCAGGUGGAGGGCUUCCUCGGGGCACCUUCAUUUAUGCCACCUCAGCCGUUCCCGUGCAGGCACCAUCUUUCUACUGGGAGAUUGAAAUUGUGUCCUAUGGUGACGCGGAUGACGAUACAGGACCAAUUGUCUCAUUCGGCUUUGCCACCGAAGCGGAGAAACGGGACGGAGCAUGGACGAACCCCGUGGGCACUUGCCUCUUCCACAACAACGGGCGAGCUGUUCAUUACAACGGGUCCAGUUUGCUGCAGUGGAAGAGCGUGCGCCUAGAUGUGGCCCUCUCUCCCGGUGACGUGGCAGGCAUCGGCUGGGAACGGACCGAAGGUACGCCUCCUCCCCCAGGGCAGCCGGCCAAAGGCAGAGUGUAUUUUACGUACUGCGGACAGCGGUUGGGGCCUUAUCUGGAAGACGUGUCUGGAGGAAUGUGGCCGGUGGUCCAUAUCCAGAAGAAGAACACCAAAGUCCGAGCCAAUUUUGGCUCCCAUCAGUUCGCCUACGUGGAAGGCCAAGCUCACCGGAAUGCCGCUGACCUCUGCAUCGACCUCGCAGAAGAAAUCAGUGCCAACUUCGAAGUGCUGCCUUUUGCCAUGGCCUCCGACAGCGACAACGAUGCCGGCACCAGCACGGCUUCGGAUCCUGGGACUCAUGGGCCUCCUUGCCGGGUCGCGGCCGUGGCCACUGCUCAGCAACAAUAUGACAGCGACUCCUCUUGCCAUUACAAAAUGGAACGCAGCUAUGAGAACUUUAUCAUGUCAGGUCCAGAUCCUCACCCCCCUCCCAUUGCAGAUGAUGAAAGUGACGACGACGAUGACGACGAUGUCCCACGGGAGGAUCACUACGCCUUGCUCGUUAAAGCCUGGGAGACCAAGGUGUUCCCCACAAUUAGGAGGCGCUUCCGCAAUGAGGCCGAGAGGAAGUCCGGCUUGGAUCAGAUCAAGGGAGCUUUGCAGCUAGGAAUGGUCGAUAUAGCCCGGCAAACAGUAGAGUUCCUCUAUGAGGAAAAUGGGGGUAUCCCGCGUGACCUGUAUCUUCCAACGAUUGAGGACAUCAAAGACGAAGCCAACAAGUUCACCAUCGAUAAAGUUCGAAAAGGUCUCACUGUUGUGACCCGUUGCCCGGAUAGUAAUAAUGUGGCCCCCAACGCCGUAGGGACGGCGCUGCCGAAGUUUGCAAUCCGUGGGAUGCUGAAGACCUUUGGGCUCCACGGAGUCGUUCUGGAUGUAGAUUCGGUGAACGAACUGGUGCAGGUAGAGACGUACCUCAGGAGCGAGGGGGUCUUGGUCAGAUACUGGUACCCGAUUGACAUGCUUGAGCGACCACCCGCUGGAUACCGGAGGACAGCCACAAAUGGACUGGUGUCGCUGGACAAUUCGAACAUUCAGGUUCACAGAGAACUGCUCCGCUGCGAAGCCGUGCUUGCUCGUCUGUACUGCCGGAUGGCUCUGCUCAACAUUUUUGCCCCUAAAACUCCUCACCUGUUCACUCAGCUAUUCAGCAUCCGGGAUAUCACUCUGGAGCAUCUCCAGCUGCUCUCCAAUCAGCUCUUGGCACCCCCGCUUCCGGAUGGUACCAUCAGCUCCACCUCCAUUCUCCUGGCCCAGUCCCUCCAGUACUCCAUCCAUUCCCAGAGUUGCUCGGCCACUGACCUCUUCUACCAGGGCAAUACCCAGACGGUCCAAGAAUGGCUCGCCAUUGCCAUCGCUCGGGCCCUGCUCCAGGGGGAGGAAAGCUUGCUUGACCUGACGAAACAGAUCUGCUUCUUCCUGCAGAAUGCUCCUGAGCAGUUCCCGUUGGAAGAGUUUCCCAUUUCUGAAUCCAAAGUCAACAUGGACGUCCAUUUUCCCGGCGCCGCCUUUGUCAUCGUGUCCUGUAAGGAAAGUCAGUCCGGAUUCCGCAAAGACUCCUCCCUGUACAAGGCCCCCUGGGCCCGGAUUUUGCUCUACGGCCUGGGCCACAAGGUCAAGAAGAAUGGCCAGCUGAACCUCAUAGAGGCCGUGUGCUACCCUCGGGACGCUUCCCCCACCAACACAGGCCUGACCCCGCCCCCCACAACCAACCAGUAUCCUUCGGUCAUCAUCUCGACAGACAAGGUCCACAUCAAACUGGGCGUGUCCCCCCCUCCCGGUGCGGUGCUGGUGCUGCAUUCCCUUCCGCUCGAGUUCCCCCUGGCCGUGGCGUUCGCAGAGCAGCUGCUUGCCUGGAAGCAGGAGGACGGCGAUGGGAGGUCCGACGAAGAGCCAGACGCAGUCCCUGCCUCGAUUCUCCUGCAAGUGGUGGAAAUUCUAGGGAGCUUUCUGUGGACAACUAGCGUGGCCCCCUGUGUGAAGGAACUGCUUUUUCAUCUCCUGGCUGAGCUGCUCCGCAAAAUACAUGGCCUGGAGCAGCGGAAGAGCCCGGCAGGGCUGUCCUCCUCCAUCGCGCUCCAGCUCAAUCCUUGCCUGGCCAUGCUGAUGGCGCUCCAGGCCGAGCUGCACAAGCUGUACGACGAAGAGACCCAGAGCUGGGUGUCCGGAAACGCCUGUGGCGGCUCAGGGGUGGGGGGAGCCGACCAAGGCCGGUUUUCCACUUACUUCCACGCGCUAAUGGAGGUCUGCCUGGCUGUGGCCGAAGUGACCCUGCCGGUCAGCAUGGGCAUCUCCGCCAACGUGAUGUCAUCCACCAGCGGCCCGACCCUGAGCGACUCCUCCUCCUCCUCUUCCUCCUCUCCUGGGCAGACCCCGCAGAGCCCCAGCCUUCUGUCAAAGAGGAAGAAGGUGAAAAUGAAACGGGAGAAGACCUCGACUUCGGGGAAACGGUCUUCGUCCCGCACGGCCGACGCAGACCCUGCCCUGCUGAGCAUCAGUGGGAGUAAGCCAGAGGACAUGCUGUGGUUCCAUCGGGCACUCACCUUGCUUAUCAUCCUCCGGCACCUGACCAGGAAGGACCCCCAGGGGCUGGGCGUGACCAAUGACGCCGUGGCGGAUGCGUGCCAGGCCCUGGUCGGGGCAACGGCUCACAACCGCUUGCUGGUGAUUUCGGGGAUCCCCACGCACCUGGAGGAAGGCAUCGUGCGGAGCGCCAUCCGCAAGGCCUGCAACGCGCAUGGCGGCGUCUUCAAGGACGAGAUCUAUGUCCCAGUGCAGGAGGAGGAUCCCAAGAAGGCAAAGGACAAAGCGGAGGGCGGGGAGUGUCGGACCGAGCCGGACAAGCCGGUGGUGUCCAGCAGUGUGGACAGCUUGGACGUCAGCAGCUCCAGCAGCGUCACUCCAGCCAUGAGCGUCAGUGCCUCCGCCUCCACCAGCCAGGCCUCCCUGUGCAGCUCGCAGGGCAUUUCCAGGACCGUCAGCGAUAUCUCUGUGGACCAGUUUCAGGCCGGCCUGGAGGUGGCCGUUCCGCCCAGCUUGCUGGAGCCGCACGUGGUCUCCAGCCAGGAGAGUCUGGACCUGUCGCUGUGCAGCACCGGGAGCCUGGGCAGCCUGGGCAGCCUGGGGGAGCAGCUGGACAACGGGGAGACAGCUUCAGCGUCUGACGUGGGGUCCAUGUACACCGUCACAUCGCUGGACAGCCAGACAGUCCCAUCCAGACCCAUCAAGGGCUUUGCUGUGGUGGAGAUAAGGUCCCGGGCCAAGAUCGAGAAGAUCCGGGCUAGUUUAUUUAACAGCAGUGAUCUGAUUGGUUUGUCAACACUGGACGGAGAAGAUGAGCUCAUGGAAAUGUCCACGGAGGAGAUCUUAACUGUCUCGACAGUGAAUCAGAGUUUGUUUGAUACCCAAGGGAGCCCUGCGCUGGAAGACUACUUCAGUGACAAAACCCUCAGAGGGGACAAACUUGUGCCCGGUGCUCGUGAAGUCCUCACGGAGAUAUUUAAAAGCUGCCUUCAUUCUGAGCAAACGCUGAGCCUGAUGCCCGUGAAGCCCACCAAAGUGGUGGAGAUUUACCUGAGCAAAGAGCAGAUCAAUGCCCAGGCACCCGGGAACCUGCUGCACACCUUCUUCACCCACGUCCGUCCCCCAAAGAAAGCUCUGGAGGAUCAGCUGACCCAGAUCCUCAGGAAAUAUGGAGUCCCCAAGCCAAAGUUUGACAAGAGCAAGUACAACAAGGUGGGCAAAGAGCAGCACCCGGUGAAAGUCGUGAGCACCAAGCGACUGGCCACGAAGCCCCCGGCCAAGGAGAAGGCCGUGCUGAACAGCGUCAGCAGGACAGCGCUGAGUGAGAAGAAGCCAACGGUGAAGGCCCGAUCCCCGGAGAAGAGCAAACCGGAGGAGAAGGACCCGGACAAAUCCCCCACCAAGAAGCAGGAGGCUCCCGAAGAGAAGUAUUUGACGCUGGACGGAUUCCACAGAUUUGUCAUUGAUCGGGCAAAGCAGGACAUCCGCAGCGUGUGGCGGGCCAUUUUGUCCUGCGGCUAUGACCUCCACUUUGAAAGGUGCGCUUGCCUCGAUGCCAGGCACGCCCAGAAAGCUUGUCGCAAGUGGUCCUUGGAAAUGGACGUCGCCCUGGUCCGGUACAUCGACCGGCUCUGCCGCCACCUGGCCAUAACCCCUGCGCGGCUACACCCCCACGAAGCGUACUUGGACUCUGCUGACGCAGCCGAUCCACAAGUCGCCUGCCUCUUGAACACCCCCGUCGAAAGCCUCCGCCUGCGCUUCGCCUUGCUGCAGUCCCUCAACACCACCUUGGAGACCUUCUUCCUCCCGCUGGUGGAGCUCCGCCAGACCAAGGUGUACCCCAACAGCAUUGCCGCCCUCCUGCAAGAGGCCAAAGGACUGAUUUUUUAUGACACGAAAGUGACGGUCUUGAAUCGAGUGCUAAAUGCCACCGUGCAAAGAACAGCUGAUCAUGCCGCCCCAGAGAUCACCUUGGACCCCCUCGAAAUAGUGGGAGGAGAGAUUCGUUCUUCAGAGAAUUCCUAUUUCUGCCAGGCUGCCCGGCAACUGGCUUGCGUCCCGUCAUCACAGCUCUGCGUGAAACUGGCCAGCGGAGGAGACCCCACUUACGCCUUCAACAUCCGCUUCACUGGCGAGGAGGUUCAUGGCACAAGUGGAUCUUUCCGUCACUUUCUUUGGCAGGUCUGUAAGGAGCUCCAGAGUUCGUUGCUGUCCCUCCUUCUGCUCUGUCCAAGCUCAGCAGUCAACAAGAACAAGGGCAAAUAUAUUUUGACCCCGAGCCCCAUCAGCUAUGGGGAGGAACAGCUGCUGCACUUCUUCGGGCAGCUCCUAGGGAUUGCCAUCCGAGCUGACGUCCCUCUGCCUCUGGAUCUCCUGCCCUCCUUCUGGAAGAUCUUGGUGGGAGAACCUCUGGAUCCAGAUCUGGACCUCCAGGAGGCUGACGUACUAACCUACAAUUACGUCAAAAAAUUUGAAAAUCUUAAUGACGAGAUGGAGCUGGAGGCCCUCUGUGCCGAAAUUGCUUCCCAGCACCUUGCGAUGGAGAGCCCAGACUGUCCCAGCAAGCCCAGCUGCAAGUUCACCUACGUGACCGUGACGGGAGAAGAGGUGGAGCUGUGCGCCAGAGGCAGGCACAUCCCCGUGGUGUGGGAGAACAAGGAUGUCUACGCAACGGCCGUUCGGAAUCUGAGGCUACAUGAGCUGCAGACCCCGGAGUGCGUGAUGGCCGUGAGAGCCGGCCUGGCCUCGAUUAUCCCUCUGCAGGUUCUGACCUUGCUAACGCCCGUGGAGAUGGAACUCCGAACCUGUGGACUCCCCUACAUCAACCUGGAGUUCCUCAAGGCCCACACCAUGUACCAAGUUGGGCUCAUGGAGACUGACCAGCAUAUUGAAUUUUUCUGGGGAGCCCUGGAGAUGUUCACUCAGGAGGAGCUCUGCAAGUUCAUCAAGUUUGCCUGCAACCAGGAGCGCAUCCCCUUCACGUGUCCUUGUAAGGACGGGGGGCCAGACACGGCACAUGUGCCGCCGUACCCCAUGAAAAUCGCGCCCCCAGACGGCACGGCAGGUUCCCCAGAUUCACGCUACAUCCGUGUCGAGACCUGCAUGUUCAUGAUCAAGCUCCCUCAGUAUUCCUCGUUAGAGAUCAUGCUGGAAAAGCUUCGGUACGCCGUCCACUAUCGCGAGGACCCUCUCAGCGGCUGACCUGCUCCGCCCGAGGGAAGGCCCUUCGGAGGAGGCAUCCGAGAAGUUGGGCCGCAAGGAGGCGAGAGCAGGAGGCGGGUUCUGUCCUCGCCUCCGUCCUUGCAGCCGCGGUGGCGGAAGGCUUCCGUUUCCUCUUUGCAGACUCCUGUGGCGGAGGGGGUGUCCUCGCUGCCUUACGGAGAAGUCGGUGCGUGGACUGGCGUUCGCAGACCUGGGGACCUCCCGUGUCUUCCCAGCUAGAAGGGUGCUGAUGGCUGAACGGGCGUUCAGGGAUCAGGCUCACGAGGUGGUGACCUCCCCCACCCCCCAUUUCUGAGGGCAUCAGUGAAGCAACCACGCUCGUUUUCUGUGACCCAGGCAGAAUGUAGUUCACCAGACGAGAACUAACGCUUUUCACUUUUUGCCAGGGUUGGAACUGGAAGUGGGAACUUCACACAUUCCACUGUAUGGUGAUAAAUAACGGUCGCUUCAUGUCUGCCGAAAGCCUAAAUGGUGAUGAUCUAAAGGAUGGGGGCGGGGGGAGUGCCUGUCUCUACUGUUAGAAUGGUCGCCCGCUAAUCAGCUCCCCAAAGGCCUGCCUUGCACUCAAGAGAUGGCCCUUCCAAGAGGACUGUUAGCAUGUUGCAGGAAGUGGGGGAAAGCGAGUUCAGAGAGCGGGAUCCUGGGUUCUUCCCUAGCAAAAGGCAGCGAGGAUCCAUCUGGCUUUCUGGUUUCCUUGUUUUUGUUUCAGUUAAGAGUUUUCAAGGUAACUCUUGAGACUGACCUGGGGAUAGUACCGGCAUCCUUGCCAGAUGCACCCUGCUUUUGAAUGGCACAUCGAGCAUGCACGUGGUUUUUUUCUUGAUGAAUUUCAAGGGCGUCCUAAACAUCUAACAAAAAUAGUGUUGGAUCAAGCCAUUUUGGGGUUGCCCUCCAGCCCGGGACUCCAGAGGGCCUCAGCAGCCCAGCUUGGCUUGGCGCUGCCCAGGAGACGUACACGCCGGCACUUGUGGCUUGCUUGCUUCCCUGCGGAAGCCAUGCCGUCACAAGCUGUAACCUAAAGGCUGCUGGGAGAUGAGAUUCUGAAUAGUUUUGCUUCUCCGUAGCAACGGGAGAGCUGUAUUUAUUGUAUAUUACUGUGAAUACUGUUAAUUAUUUGGCCUGUGAGAUGCGUGGAUGGAGGCUGGGGAUGAUUGGCAAGAUGCAUGACUGUUUUUAGAGCAAGGAGUUGAAGUGUGGACAGACUCGGUCUUCACACUUGCUUGGUCAUCCCUUUGGACCCCUGAGCCUGGCCCCUCUUCUGGCCGAGGUGGGCCCCGCUCGGACUAAAGGGAGAUGUGGCGUGGUGUGUUCACAAGCGCUCAGGAGAAACCAGUUAGAACAAAGGGGCUUAACCGGCUUUGUUUCAUCCACAAAAGACUGUGCUGCGCAGAUCCAGAGAUCUCGUGGCUUCUGGAUCUGAAACACCCGGUUUCUCCUAAGGGGGCUUCUUGUUCAAAUACCUCAGAUACCUUUCAGUUGCCACAUCGCCAGCUGCAAACGUCAGCAGGUGCUCCCUCUCCCCCCUGGAGACCAGCAGGGUAUCCAGAGUAACCCCACUUUGGCCCGGAAGCGUGUGUGCUGUAAAGUGACUUGAUGUAUAUUUAUUCCAAUUAUUUAUGGUUGCAUUUAAGAAAACAAAUGGUCUUCUGUGGUGUUUACGCCCCCCCCCCCACUGCAAAUGGAGCUUCUCAGGGGAGCUUUUGCGCCCAGACCGUACGCCCUUCCUCUGCACGGUGGCUCCCUUUCAAAGAGCGGGCAAGGGCGAGCUGGAGGCGGCUACUCGGUAAGACUGGGCUAACUGUGAAAGAAAAUGGUCUGGCUUUCCAGUCUGCCAGAUCGGCUUUGGCUCUGUCCGGCUGCGGUUUACGCCCUGCAGUAAGGCUACCGCUCGCCACCGAGUCCGGGACAGGGAGCGUUCUUUCAACUUGAAGCAUUCUGAAUGUAAAAGCUGUUCCCGGAGGCAGCAGAGGCGCUUCAGUUUCAGCUAUGUUCGGCAUCCAUUUUGGUGUUUAUUGUCCGUGAUCAGCCUGCUGAGGCACUUCUGGGCAGGGCUGGAGCCUCUGGGCUGGGGGGCUCCCCGCUUCCUGCACAUGCUCUGCAGCACCUGGCUGGGAAGCAGGAGCCCCAUCGCACUUGAGGCACCGGGACAAGUCAGGCUCCUCGAGGCGGGGAACCACAGGCUGCCUCCUCCGGCUCACUUUGGGACGGGUUCGAUGCGCUGUACUUUUUUUUAUUUAUAUUUACUUAAGCAAACAUGUAAAUAUUUUGUAUGAAAGAGGAAAGCGAGCCUCAAGGGCUGUUGCUUUCGGGCAAGGAGGACUCUGCGUUUCCUUCUGCCCGGGGGGAUCGGCCGCUCAGCUGACAGGCGCUUGUUUGCCAUUUUGUUAAUUUAUUCUCCGCUUUUCACACCUUGAUUCCAUCACAAACUGUUGCCUCUUCUCAAGAAUAUUAAAAAAAACCAUAGCUUGUCUCGGUAAACACACAAUAGUACUUCGCCCUCAGAAAGAACACUGCAAGGUUGGUUCCACUUGUUUUUAAGAAUUCUUUGGCUUUUCUUGUAUUUAAUAAAUGCUUACAUUUGG
Molecule: messenger RNA, 15875 nt
Organism: Candoia aspera
Lineage: Eukaryota; Metazoa; Chordata; Lepidosauria; Squamata; Candoiidae
Gene: HECTD4
Product: HECT domain E3 ubiquitin protein ligase 4
Exons: 76
Coding region: 16-13272 (4418 amino acids)
Biological process (GO): glucose homeostasis
Molecular function (GO): ubiquitin-protein transferase activity
Source: RefSeq, a predicted model, not a curated record